Fusarium redolens is the source of this 1329-nucleotide messenger RNA. Its product is annotated as peptidase S8/S53 domain-containing protein. Gene Ontology annotation, molecular function: serine-type endopeptidase activity. The record is from RefSeq and is a predicted model, not a curated record. The coding region runs from base 1 to 1329 and encodes 442 amino acids. The transcript is spliced from 6 exons. Gene Ontology annotation, biological process: proteolysis. Lineage: Eukaryota; Fungi; Ascomycota; Sordariomycetes; Hypocreales; Nectriaceae.
AUGAAAUUCACUCUUUUUCAGUUCAUAGGCCUGGCCUUGGUCUCUUCUGCUGCUGCAACUCCUGUGGAGAACAACGAAUUGGCAGUGCGAGAUACCAUCCUCGAGCCAAACUCUGACUCUUCAAUCAUCAAGGACCGAGCUGUCAGUGGCUCCGCCAACUACCUCAUCUACCCCAAGACCAAUGCAGCCAAGAGAGAUAUUGAUGCAUUCACGAAAAGCCUUCAGUCGCAGGCCGGCAAAGCCAAGGUCGACACUCUCACCGAUGUGAAUGGUCAACUUCUAGCUUGGUAUGCCACGCUGAGCGCGAACCAGGUUGCCGCUAUCAACAAAAACAGUGUUAUUGGGUCAAUUGCUCCUGAUGCACCGCUGAAGACCAAGGCAAAAUCAUCCGGCGUUGUCAAACGUGCUCUCCAGACCGACAAAAGAGCUCAGCCCGAACUUCAGAUGUUCUCAACUGCUCCCGGAAAGAGACCUGCAGGAUACACGUAUGACGAGAAGGCCGGCCAAGGCGUCACCAUCUAUGUCCUUGAUGAAGGUUUCAACCUCAGACACAGGGAAUUCACUGCAUCGCCUGGCAGGAAGAGGUGGAUCUUCUCCAAGGGCGCCUCUGGUGAGAAUGACCCUGACGGUCAUGGUUCCUGCUGUGCAUCCAAGGCACUUGGCAAUACGGUUGGAGUUGCUCCAAAAGCGGAUCUGGUUGCGGUCAAACUUCAAUUGACUUCUUGGUCGCUGCUCAAGGCCUGGCAAGCAGUUGUCUUGGAUGUUCAGCAGAACAGGCUCCAAGGAAAAGCUGUUGUGAGCAACUCAAAGGCUUCUAUUGCUUGGAGUGUCGACCGCAACGAAAGGUGGUUCCGAGAUGUUCUCGAGACUCUGUUGAAGAACCUCGAGGCUCUUGAUGUCGUCGUCGUCAGCUCGUCAGGAAACUUCGGCACUCUGGUUGAUGAGGUCAACACAUACCCAUCGCUUUUCGCAGACCGAACCCCGAUCAUUGUUACUGGAGCUGUCGAUAACAACGGACGUCUUGCACCAUUUUCUCAGGGCGGUCCCCUCGUCACGACUACUGCACCUGGAGUAGCCGUCAAGUGCGCUGCUAUGAGUGGCACAUCAGCUUACCAGGCUGGUGAAGAGUCAACCGGCACAUCCUUCUCUACACCCGCCGUCGCUGGAUUGGCAGCCUACUUCCUGUCGCUCGACUCCUUGAGGCCUCGACUUCAAGUCCGUGGCUCAGUUGCUAGGAACGUCAAGGCACUUAUUCAGGAGCAUCACUACGCACGUGUCUCGGGAGGACCCAAGGUUGCAUGGAACGCGCACACUCUACUCAGAAACUGA